Molecule: messenger RNA, 1647 nt
Organism: Owenia fusiformis
Lineage: Eukaryota; Metazoa; Annelida; Polychaeta; Sabellida; Oweniidae
Source: the annotation of a GenBank genome assembly
AAGAGGAUUCAUUGGAUGUGUACUGGAUGUGCGUGAUACAGACAGCAAGUAAGCUUACGAACGCUCUCUUUGACCCCAUAAGGUACAACAGUACACCACUUCAAGUUUUGUAUUAUAGAUAUGAGAUCGCAAGUUCACGCUGAACUUGGAAGAUAUAAUAUAUAAGUUCAACUAAAUAUACAGGCACUAUCGAUCUUGCCUACUUAAUGCGUACUAGUAUUUAAUAGCAGAUAGGAAGCCUAGAAUGUAAAAGAAUGAUUCGCUCCAUAACCGCGUUUGUGAGAGGGGCAGCUUGGCUGCAAACUAGAGGAGCCGCACAGUUGGCUGGUCGUCCUUUCAUGCCAGGAGGCGAGGGUGAAAACUUCCCUAAAUAUCUUGAAGAGCCUAGAGAGAAUUUCCCAGUACUCGUGACUGGUACAGAUGCUGGCAUAUCGCCAACAGACUCUCCCAAAGCUUGCGCAGAAGCUGUCAAGGAAAAACUCAAGGAUCAGCUGCUGAAAUACGGUGCAAUAUUAUACAGGGACUUUCCAAUCAAAAAUCACGAUGACUUUGCGGAAUUUUUUAAUAACCUCGGCCCAUAUAAGUCAAUGGAUUACAAAGGAGGAGCGGCAGUUAGAAACACAGUUGGAUCCCAAAACAAGAAUGUAUACACAGCCAGCAGAGAGCCACCAGAAUGGACCAUUGAGCCCCAUAAUGAAAUGGCGUACAUGUCAUACUGGCCAAAACUGAUAUUAUUUUACUGUGACGUUCCUCCACCGGAGGGCACGGGGGGCGAAAGUGUCAUAUGUCACGUGAGAGACAUUCUCGAGAAAUUGGACCCGGAUGUUGCUGCAAAGUUUGAUAAACUUGGGAUACGAUACAGCAGACAUAUAGCCGAUAAAAGUCAAGAUUUCUAUCAGUCCUGGCAAGAGGUGUUCCGUACUGAGGAAAGAGGAGAAGCAGAGAAGUACCUCAAAGAGACUGAUAACCAGUGGAUUUGGAACGAAGAUGGCUCUAUAAACUUCUGGCAGACGAGACCCGCAUUCAUAAAUCAUCCCAUAACAGGAGAAAAACUUUGGUUCAAUCACAUCCACAGAAAACACGCCAGUGCUUGGAAAUCCCACCCAGUAUGGAAGAAGAUAUGGGAAGAACAGAAUAUAAAUGACGAACAGUUCCCAACUCACAGUGCAUAUGGAGACGGCUCUCCUAUUCCAGAGAGCGUUGUUCAGCAUAUCAGAGAUGUUAGCUGGGAGGUCGCUGUCGGGACACAGAUGAAACACAAGGACGUCAUGGUCCUUGAGAAUCACCUCGUACAGCAUGCCCGACUUAGUUUCACAGGGCAACGAAAAUUGCUGACGAUUUUGGCGGAGUAUGCAUAAACUUGGAAAUUCCAGUCAAGAAAAUAAACUUGCUCAAACAUUUUAUAUCAACAUAUAUUGUGAUUCCUGUUAAAAUGCUUUAAAUCGUACAAACUGAAAAACGACUUGUUUAGAUAAGAUAUGCAAGUACGAAGUAUGUUUAAUUCUUGUAUGACUUUAUCAUGGUACCUCCUGUGUAAUCAUUAUGUAUGUUAUUCCUGACAUAUUUUCAUUGUGUUAGCUGUAAUUUCUUCUUCAAAAUCAGUUUACAUUUUCUCAUAAAAACGAAUAAAUCAGUAUUAUAGUAAAG